Molecule: messenger RNA, 3430 nt
Organism: Trichoplusia ni (cabbage looper)
Lineage: Eukaryota; Metazoa; Arthropoda; Insecta; Lepidoptera; Noctuidae
Product: peroxisomal acyl-coenzyme A oxidase 3
Exons: 14
Coding region: 187-2256 (689 amino acids)
Biological process (GO): fatty acid beta-oxidation using acyl-CoA oxidase; lipid homeostasis
Cellular component (GO): peroxisome
Molecular function (GO): fatty acid binding; FAD binding; pristanoyl-CoA oxidase activity
Source: RefSeq, a predicted model, not a curated record
AUUGCAUGACGUGUGGGAGCGCCGGAGCGGUGCGCCCAAUAAAACAGCGUGCGCCGCAUUCACGUUAUCAGACGCUUUCCCUCUUUAAAACCUCCUCAAAAAUUGUUAGUCUCGUUUUUAAUACCUAGAAAACGGACGUCUUAAGAAGUUUUAACAGUUAAUUGUCUCCCUCAUUCAUAAUUAAGUAUGGAAGACUUGAGUUUCGUUCCCGAUCUCCCGAGCGGGCCCCUGGAUAAAUACAGAAAAACCUCGUCGUUUGACUGGAAACGCCUUAAAUUGGCGUUAGAAGGCGAUAAUAUAGAGCUACUAAAACUUAAGUACAAAAUAUGGCUGACCCUAGAAAAGGACCCGCUGUUCGCACACAGCACGGUGUCGCCGAGCGUGGACGAACAGAAACGCAUCACCCAGCUCCAGUUGAAGAGAAUCAACGAAUACAGGUUCCACACCACAGAAAUGGUCAACUCUAGUUAUAGUAGGAGGACACGAACAAUAAUGACUAUAAACGAGGCGGUGCAGUCGUUAAAUCCCAGUGUGUCAGUGAAAAUGGCGAUCGGCAUAUAUCUGUUCUCAAAUGCCUUACUGUCGCUCGGCACUGAGAGACAUCACAAGUUCUACGAGUCAACGUUUGUUAAAAGAGAGACUGUCGCAAGUUUCGCGUUGACGGAGAUCGCGCACGGGUCGGACGCGCGACUGAUGCGCACGACGGCGACGUACGACCCGCAACACAAGCAGUUCGUCAUACACACGCCAGACUUCGAAGCGGCUAAAUGCUGGGUUGGUAAUCUAGGUAGGACCUGCACUCACACACUACUGUUCGCUCAGCUGAUCACCCCAGAUGGUACCAACCAUGGCUUACACGGCUUCCUGGUUCCAAUCCGCAACCCUGAAACUAUGGAGACGAACCCUGGACUAAUUGUUGGCGACAUGGGAGAAAAAAUCGGAGUCAAUGGCAUCGAUAAUGGGUUCAUAAUGUUCAACCAGUACAGGAUACCGCGAGAGAACUUGCUCAACCGCACCGCUGACGUCACGGAGGACGGCGUCUACGAGUCGUCAUUCUCAGACCCAUCGAGGAUACUGGGGGCUGCACUCGAAAACCUUUCAGCAGGUCGUAUCGGCAUAAUGCAGGAGAGUUGCCACUCGAUAGCGAGCGCGGUCACCAUCGCGAUCCGGUACGCGGCCACGCGCAUGCAGUUCGGGGAGAGGGACAACGAGAUACCGCUCAUCGAGUACGAGUUACAUCAAUGGCGUCUCUUUGGCUACGUAUCAGCUGCUGUGGUAUUCAGGAUGUACAUAGAAAAUUUCGCCAAAAUCUACCUCGACAUCGUUGAGAAAUCCAACUCGGGAAUGAAAGUCGAUAAUUUGAGCGAGGCGGUGUCAGAGAUCCACGCGAUGGUGUCGUGCAGCAAGCCGCUGCUCACGUGGACCGUGCUGGCGGCCGCGCAGCAGUGCAGGGAGGCCUGCGGGGGACACGGGUAUCUCAAGUGCGCCAACCUAGGCGACAUCCGCAGCAACCACGAGGCCACCGUGACGUACGAGGGCGACAACAACGUGUUGUCGCAGCAGACGGGCAACUGGCUGCUGCGCCAGUUCGAGUCCGCGCGCGGCUCCCGCAGCGUGGACUCGCCGCUGCACACCGUCGCCUUCCUGCUGGACUGGGAGAAGUGUCUCGCCGCCAGGUUCCGCUGCACCAGCACACAGGAGCUCAAGACUAGGGAAUUUAUAAUAACAACCUACAAAUGGCUACUCUGCUGGCUACUAAAGCAAACUCACGAGAAAUACGAAGCUCAGCUCGCUAAAGGCUUGUCUAAGUUCGAGGCUCGCACCAAGUGCCAGGUGUACAAGUGGCGGGAGCUCACCAAGACCUACGCGGAGUACCUGGCUCUCAUAUUCUUCCUGGAGUCCUUGGACAAGAAGGAUAAGGAGCUGCAGCCGGUGCUGGAGACCAUGUUCUGUCUGUACGGACUGUGGUCGCUCGACCAGCAUCUCGUGGAACUCUACCAAGGAGGGUAUUCACAGGGCGAGUCGCUGGCCCGGCUGCUGCGCGAGGCGGUCCUGCAGCUGUGCGCGGCCCUGCAGCCGGACGUGGUGAGCGUGGUGGACGCGCUCGCGCCCACCGACUUCGUCCUCAACUCCGUGCUCGGGAAGAGCGAUGGCAAUUUAUACCAAAACCUCCAGAAGGCGUUCUUCAGCCAGCCCGGCGCCUUCGAGCGCGCCGCCUGGUGGCGAGACAUCGUCAACGUGCGCUCCAAGAUAUAGGCGCAGCCACACGCCUAGGGUACAUAACACUAGGUCGAAUCCAGAACAAAUACAAUCAUAAUUAUGGUACAAUUAUCAAAAAAUAAUAUCUACAAGUGGAAUACUUAAAAAAAGUGGUAUUUAAGAAGAAGUAUAUAUUCAAUCUAAUUUCCUCCUAACCCAUAAUCUGUGAUUGUUUAUUCGGGAUUCGAUCAAAUGUAAUAUAAAUAUUAUUUAAUAUCAAUUCGGAAUGUUAUCGUGUGUUCAAAAUUAUCGAAGGGAGCCUCAUAACGAUGCAUUUAGUUUGCGUUUAUCGUACAAAUAUGUUUUGUAGUUAUUACGACAGUUGCUGUCAAGGCUAAACAUGAAUUAGUUUUAUUUAGCUAUCAGAGGGCCUGCCACCACCUGUUAAAGUAACUUUGCUACAGUUGUGAAAACAAGAUGGCGCUAUGUAGCGUGCGCGCUUCGGUUCCAAGUAAAGCUCUCAAGUUGGACUCGCGACACUGCGAUGAACUAAUGGGCUACAGAAAUAUCGGUGGGCUGACAGACUUGAGGAUCGACACUCACCAAUUUAUUUUGGCACACAAAUUAAUGACCAGUUAAAAACUGGUACCCAACUCCGACCUUCAUUUAUAUUUGUUGUUAUAGCAGCAACCGAAAUCGGUAAGAAUUUCCACUGUCAUAGCCUUAAGACAGAAUAGACAAACGUAGUAAUAAUAAGGUUCUAUUUUCCCGUUUCAAGGUUCCGUCUAAAAUAAUAGACAGCACUCAGAUUUGCCCACCAAUCACCACUUCCUAAGCGCUCUUAUUUAAAGUGGUGGUAGGCUCUCACUUAUCCAAGUCGUAAUAAAUAUUUGUGUUGUUUUAGCCAUAGGUCUUAUGUAUACGAGGAAAAUCAUUGAUAACCGACUAUUUGAGUCUUCAUAUUAAUUGUUAAACCUGAUUAUAAAAUUGAUGAGUUUUGACUAAAUUCGCUGGUUCCCGGUGCGUUGCCUCGUAACGAAGGACUGUAUAGUGGCUAUAGGUUUAAUAUUAUGUAAAAUAUUAUUGUUAACGCACUCCUGCUAGUGCCACUUACACUAUUACAUAACAUUUAUAGUGCAUACGUCUUUUGUUGGUCUAUAUUUUAAUAUAGUUGUCUUUUUCAAUCGUUUCAUAGCUUAUGUUGUUUAAGUACUCCGGUUGGGUCCGAAAC